Messenger RNA from Nycticebus coucang (slow loris), 1238 nucleotides. RefSeq names its product dapper homolog 3-like. The record is from RefSeq and is a predicted model, not a curated record. Bases 1 to 1173 code for a protein of 390 amino acids. Lineage: Eukaryota; Metazoa; Chordata; Mammalia; Primates; Lorisidae. The transcript has 3 exons.
AUGGUGACGGUAGCCCCAGCCACACCCCUUCCCAGCGUCCCCACAACUCGACUGAAGCCGGGAGAGCGCUACAAUAGGUCCCCGCGAAGAGGAGACGCAGGCUGGCCCCGGCCGAGAGUUCUGCGGAUCGAUUUCGCAAAAAGGGAGGGGGCGGGGGCGCGAAGCCCGAGCGAGCGCGGGUCUCCUCCGGCCCCGCCGGGCAGGGCCCGCCAGCCGAGCCCCGACCGAGCCGCGGCUCACUCCACCUCCACAUCCACCCCCGGGCGGGAAGCGCAAAGCAAACAGGUCUCCGAAGCGGGCACAGAGGCACAUUGUUCGCUCCCGCGGCUCUUACCUCCGUCCGCGAGCGCGCCCCCGGAGAGGCCGUCUGGCACGGGGACCGCGCGGGGAGAGGCGCUGAGGGCAGCGGCGACCCCGGCCGGGGAGGGCCGGAGCGGGUCGCUGGGCGCCGGGUCCGCGCAGAAGGCGGCGCCGCGGCUCUCCGGCCGGACGCGGCGCCGCGGCUCUCCGGCCGGACGCGGCGCCGCGGCUCUGCGCGUCCUCCUGCUCGGCCGCUGCCGCCUGCAGCCAAGCAGCCAGCGCCGGGCGGCUCCGGGGGUUAAGUCAACAUUUUCCCGCAGCUUCCCGCACGCCGCUCCGCCAGCGAGGGCUUCUGCACACACCCCCAGACCGCACGCUCCCUCAGGAAAAAAAAUUCGCGAACGAGAGAGAGAGGAGCGGCGGAGGCAAAAGCUCGACAGAGGUGCGCAGACUUGGAAGUCCCUGCGAGCGGCGGCCGCGGGAGGGGCGGAGGGCAGCGCCGCGGCGCGGGGCCAACUCAGUUCGUGGCGCGCGGCCCCUCGGCCCGCGCCCGCCCGACUCGCAUCGCUCGCGCAGACCGGCAGCCUGGAGCGGGAGGCGGCGGCGACCCCUCCUCACAUUUCGGAUCUCCCGGCCCAGCCCGAGCGGUGGCCGCUGCCCCACGAAAGGAUGAAGGCGAGGACUCGGGCUCGGGGACGCGGGGAGGAGGCGGGACGAGCCACGCCACGCACAGCGGCGGCGGGGAGCUGCCCCCCGACAAGCCCGCGGAAUUCUCCGGUUGCAAAGAAAUCAAAACUGAUUUUCCAUGAGAGCACAAACAGCCGAAAGCAUUUGACAAAGCCAAUCUUCAAUCAGUGCUCUGUCAAACCAUGAAAUGUAACAUAAGAACAUUCAUUUUAUACAUCAUCAUAAAUACUCAUAAUCAAAGGUUUUCUUGU